Babesia ovata is the source of this 1680-nucleotide messenger RNA. RefSeq names its product kinase domain-containing protein. The record is from RefSeq and is a predicted model, not a curated record. Gene Ontology annotation, cellular component: cytoplasm; nucleus. Gene Ontology annotation, molecular function: ATP binding; protein serine/threonine kinase activity. The transcript has a single exon. Gene Ontology annotation, biological process: protein phosphorylation; mitotic DNA damage checkpoint signaling. The coding region runs from base 1 to 1680 and encodes 559 amino acids. Lineage: Eukaryota; Apicomplexa; Aconoidasida; Piroplasmida; Babesiidae.
AUGGAGUAUUCUGAGUACGAGGUAUCAGAAGUGAGUCGUGUCGGAUGGCCCGGAGAGGAUAAGGUGGAUCUCGGCGGCAGCUCCCUGUCAACGCCCGCUUUCCCAGGGAUAUGUACGCGCCGCUCAUACAUGCGCAAUUCGCGUGAUGUGUGCGCGGAUAAAUGCAAGUCGUCGAACGUGACACCUUCCCUGGUCUGCCGUGUUCGGAAGGCGCGGGAUAGCAUCGCCGACGAGUGCACGGAUGAUGGAUGCAACGAGCCGAACAGCAUUACUUCCAUGGCCGUUGACCUGAAGGCGGGGUUUGGUGGUCGCUCUAAUGGCUCGUGUGGUGGGUACCGGACAGCCUCAAAGGGAGGCAACGGAGCUGCCGCCGGUCCUCUGCUCUGCGGCGCCCACAAAUGUAGCGGCAUCCCUUGCAAUAAUGUCCAUCUUGCUCCGGAUGUGCAGUGGCCUCCCGCCAGCAUCGGGGUGCUGCAUGACCUGGAGAACUAUGUCGAGAUCAACUUUGCGGACUAUCGCCCGCUGUACAACCGGAUAGGGCCUGUCAUGUUUCGCACAUCGUUGUCGGAAGGCCUUUAUUCCUCGGCGGCGGAGCUUCGUCUAGCUCCGGAGCUGAACUCGCUUCUGAUAUCUCAGAAUUCUACUCAGCGUAUUGUUUAUAACGCUUUUUGGUUGCCGAAGCAGUUCCCCAAAAUAGCCCUAAAGGUGGCGGUGAAAAGCGUCAGGGACUGCAAUAUGCGAGAUGGUCGAAGCAUCAAGCGUGAGAUUGGUUGCCAUCUGUUCAUUUACCAGAAGCUGGUCGGCGCUUCACGGGAUGCCUGCCGAUCAUCGCCCAUUGUUACCGACGAAUGGCCCACGUCGGAAGUGCUAGGAUACUAUUUGGACAAAAAGAAUCCAGGUGUGUCCGUGCUCAUAACUCGCAAAUUGUUCGGCCCGGACUUUUUCGACAUCAUCCGCUCCGAGUGUUCCCCGCGCUUCGCCACGCGCAACACCCCGCUAUACGAGCUGAACAAGCUGGACUGGUGUAUAAUCGCAAUGGAACGUGUCGCUCAGUUGUCUGACUUGGGAAUUCGCCACAACGACCUGAAGCCCGACAACAUCGUGCUGGACAUGUACGAGUCCGGCGGCGUGAAGCGCGUAGACGUCAAGGUGAUCGACCUUGGCGCCGCGUCCAUGGAACACACCAAGGAAUUCACGGGGGGCACCUCUUGGUACGAGUCUCCCGAGCAGAAGUUGUUGGAAUAUUACACAAAGAAGCACCACAAUACGAAGCGCGCUCAGACCGUUGAAAUAAACCGCACAUCCGACGCUUGGGGACUGGGCCAGUCAGUCAUCGAAGUGCUGCUAGGACGGCGCAUGGUGGACCACAUGCGCCCACCCUUUGGCUCCGGGCCCCCGGAGCUCAUAGACCCUCCUCAGGAGGUCACCGAGGAGAAAGUCGACCGCCUCUGGUGGGAUCGCGACGAGUACUGGACAAUCCCGCCCCGAGUGUGGCUGCAGCACAUCCGGAGUGCACUGCGGAUGGACUCCGCGACGCAGAAGUUUCCCAUCUGUGCCCAGGCGGCACGCUACGUCUUUGACAAUCUAAUGCAGGUUGACCCUCAGCAACGCGCAUCCAUACGGAGCGUCGCAGAGGGCCUACGGCAUCUUGCCAAAUGCGAGAUCGCGAAACACAUCUAA